Messenger RNA from Elephantulus edwardii (Cape elephant shrew), 1137 nucleotides. Its product is annotated as putative zinc finger protein 724-like. Gene Ontology annotation, molecular function: DNA-binding transcription factor activity, RNA polymerase II-specific; RNA polymerase II cis-regulatory region sequence-specific DNA binding. The record is from RefSeq and is a predicted model, not a curated record. Gene Ontology annotation, biological process: regulation of transcription by RNA polymerase II. The transcript has 5 exons. Bases 1 to 1137 code for a protein of 378 amino acids. Lineage: Eukaryota; Metazoa; Chordata; Mammalia; Macroscelidea; Macroscelididae.
AUGCUGUCCGAGAUCAAAGUUUUCAACGGUGUCCCCUCGCUGGACAGGAGUGUCUCUCAGAACAUCAGCAGGGAUCCUAAUGGCCACAAUUAUCUUUACACUGAUGGGAAAUACAUCAUUCUGAGGAACACAGAGAUCAAGGGCUGGGCUGGCACUCCUGGGAGAACUUUUGCUGGAGAGAAAACCUAUGAAUGUAAAGAAUGUGGGAAAAUCUUUAGUCAAUCGUCAAGCCUCAGUACACAUAUAAGAACACACAGUGGAGAACGGCCUUAUGAAUGUAAGGAAUGUGGGAAGGCCUUUAGUCAGUCAUCAAACCUCACUAAACAUAUGAGAACUCACAGUGGAGAGAGGCCAUAUAAAUGUAAGGAAUGUGGCAAACCUUUUCGUCAUUCCUCAAACCUCACUAGACAUAUGAGAACUCAUAGUGGAGAGAAACCUUAUGAAUGUAAGGAAUGUAGAAAAACCUUUAAUCGAGUCUCAGAUCUCACUGUACAUAUAAGAACUCACAGUGGCGAGAAACCUUAUGAGUGUAGAGAAUGUGGGAAAGCUUUUCAUCAGUUUUCAAGCCUCAAUACACAUAUAAGAAUUCACAGUGGAGAGAGUCCUUAUCAGUGUAAGGAAUGUGGGAAAGCUUUUCGUCGCUUCUCAAACCUGACUACACAUAUAAGAAUUCACACUGGAGAGAGGCCUUAUGAGUGUAAGGAAUGUGGGAAAGCCUUUCGUCGGUUCUCAAGCCUCAUUACACAUCUAAGAAUCCACACAGGAGAGAGGCCUUAUGUGUGUAAGGAAUGUGGAAAAGCCUUUAGUCAGUCUUCAAGCCUCACUGCACAUAUAAGUAUUCACAGUGGAGAGAGGCCUUAUGUGUGUAAGGAAUGUGGAAAAGCCUUUCGGCAGUCUUCCAACCUCACUAAACACAUGAGAACUCACAGUGGAGAGAGGCUGUAUGACUGUAACGAAUGUGGAAAAGCUUUUCAUAAGUCAUCAAACCUUACUAUACAUAUGAGGAUUCACAGUGGAGAGAGACCUUAUGAAUGUAAGAGAUGUGAGAAAGCUUUUAAUCGGUCAUCACACCUCACUAGACAUAUGAGAACUCAUAAUGUUGAGGUCCUUAAGGAAGGAUUAUGGAAAAGCCUUUAG